Molecule: messenger RNA, 2612 nt
Organism: Pseudomassariella vexata
Lineage: Eukaryota; Fungi; Ascomycota; Sordariomycetes; Amphisphaeriales; Pseudomassariaceae
Exons: 1
Coding region: 201-2384 (727 amino acids)
Source: RefSeq, a predicted model, not a curated record
UUGUGCUGGGAAAGUCCUACUUCGGUUGAUUCGAUUUAUUUGCUAUAUUCAGUCACUAUACGACCACUUAUGAUCUACUUUUAUCUAUCUUUAGGAACUCACAAGAUACAGCACUUGACACUUUCGCCAUCUCAUUCUAUCUUCCCCUUUUGCCUAUAUCCCAUUUUAGUCUCCCAUCUACAACCUUCGCCACGGAUUGCAUGUUGCACAGAAACAAGACCAGUAGACGCAGCAGCUGCGGUCACGCUCACACCCGCUUGAGCAAAGGACUUUUUAGCGUCUUCUCGGGCUUCACGAGUAGCAGCAACAACAGAACCAGUGCCGCUACCACUACCACUAGCACAACCCGGCGCGAGAAAGUUGCAAAAAAGAUUCUGCGUGGCAGGACCCAACGCCAGCGACAACAUUCGCUGGAUGGUUUCCGGCAGGGCCACUACCCUGCCCCGCCCCCCCGGGACAAAGCCCCAAUGUCCAUCGGCAUCCUGCAAAAGGAGACGCCCGCCUCCAUGAUGGAGCGCCCCGUCCACUUGCACGGGCGGCGCGGCCUGCCGAGUCUGAACACCAAGAUGCCACCCCUGAAGGGUGUACCUAACUUCUCGCGCAAGAGCCCGACACCGAGCCCUGUGCGAACCAAACGGCCCAUGUUCAGCGAAUCGGCACUCACGACGAACUCGUCUGCGUCCUGCGAGGUGUUUGUUUGGCUCAACGAUAACGGGUCCAUGCCAGUUGUGCGGACGCCGAGUAUAUCGUACUAUCAUGGCGCGUCACUUGACCACCGCAACAGCAGCAACACGAGCAACAAUAUUAGGAGUAGCCACAAUGACACCUACGUCCUCCAGCCUCGCACGUAUGGUGAGAGUCCCCAGAAAACGAGGAACACAGCAAGCUGCCAGCCCCAAGAAGACGGCCUUUCCACCAUCCACGAAGCGCCGACUGAAUCACAACCCGACGUAGCUUGGACAACGAUCCCCUCAGCACGGGGCUACUCUUCCCCCACAACGCCGCCAGUUCCCGAAUUAGAGGAUGGGGACAUAUCACCAGACAUGUGUUCGCUGGGCGGCCCAACUCCGCCCACGCCCAAGGACACCGACGCGUUAGAUCUGGGGCGCCGGAAACCGACCAAGAGCAUCACUGAAGAAUGUGAGGACAUCCUUGACAACUUCAACAGAGCGGCCACGCGAGUCGAGAAGCAGAACACGAAGAAGAGGAGAGAUACGGCCAAGGGCGUCCCCAUCGUAGUCCCCCAUGCACCUAGCAUGGCGACAUACCUCCGCGGUAGCAUGGCGCAGUUUGCGCAUGGAAAUCACUAUGCCCAUGAGCCUCUUUUUGGUCCGCAGGCCGAGACACCGCUGCCCACCACCAAUCUCUCUGACGGCGUCCGGGAGAAAGUCGGUGGGCACAUCGACAAGAGGGUCCCCAGCAUCCCUCCUAUUAGCCCUCCGAAGGAGGAUAUCUCGACGAAAGGACCCGCGGAGCCGGACAGGGGCCGAGAUCCUGAUAUUCCCUGUGCAGACCAAAGCCCGCCUCCUACCUCGUCUGUUGAGAACGUGAAGGUGGACGAGCCUACAAGGUCCCCAAUGGGUGAACGGGGUGGUCGUCCUGAUCGAGAAAGUACUGCGAUGGGGAAGGCCGCAGGCGACCUCGAUUCGCCGGUCGUUAAUGACGCACCGUAUGCCUCGCGGCACGUACCCAAAAGCAAAUAUCAGUGGCAGCUUAUAGAAGAGGCUACAAGAAAGGCCAAAGAAGCCACCAAAGAUGUCAGGGAGUCAAAAGAUACCAUACAUGCCAGAAAAGCCGCUAAAAACAUCAAGAAGUUCAACGAGAUCAGGGAGUCUAAAGGUACCAAACGGCCUGUCAUUCUUGAUGCUAAGCGUGCCAACGCGCCCAACGACAGGUUCAGUCUGGGCCCCACGUCCGACAGCCCCCUUGCCGUCCAGAGACGCCGUGGCAGGACGCAUUGCCCCUGCCAGAAACAAGCUCCAUACGUGCACAGUUCUGACCUGCCGCAUUCAGCCUCGGUGGGUACGUAUGCUAUGUCAGAGAUGCCGGCGGACGCCGCUUCAGAGGUAAUUUCCAAGGUGUCGCCUCCAUUGGGCGACCGCGACGAUCGAGCCAGCAUCACCAUAAAAAAUGUUAAUCAAGACAUCGACGACAUCUUGGCCUUCUAUAGCGACCUCUGGGACUCCGAGCGGGAGGAGUUGAAGAAGUGGAAGAAGCAGCUGGAGGAGGCGGAGGAGGCGGAGAAAGAACAGGCGGAGAAGAAGGAAUUUGUUCCUGUACGGAAACAGCUGGAGAAGGAGCGGGAGGAGGCGGAUAAGCGGGGCGAUAUCGCCGCCUUCAACAACUGCGAGAGGCAACUGAAGUUGCUUGACGGUAUGAUCUAGACAUCACCAAGCCCGAUCCUGCCGUACCAAAGGUGAGAGAAGAGAGGCCUGUGUGUAUGUUCGUGCAUAAAUGACAGAUCACCGUCAUAGAAAGUGCAGGGGUGCAAGGGUAUAGCCAUCUUUCAGGAAGUAAAAGAUAAAUGCAUUCAUAAACUCAUCUUUGGAGAGAAUAACCAAGUCCGCCAGGACGCCCCUCAACAUGAUUAUUCUGUGAAAACGCCUUCCAUA